Rhincodon typus (whale shark) is the source of this 834-nucleotide messenger RNA. It is a transcript of the gene timm9, whose product is annotated as translocase of inner mitochondrial membrane 9 homolog. The coding region runs from base 266 to 535 and encodes 89 amino acids. The transcript has 5 exons. The record is from RefSeq and is a predicted model, not a curated record. NCBI's taxonomy places the organism in Eukaryota, Metazoa, Chordata, Chondrichthyes, Orectolobiformes, Rhincodontidae.
GCCUUCCUUCCUUUUAAAAAUAAAUCUGGUCAAUCUGAAGUCCAUUCCUUAAAGUUCUCUCAUUUGCGGCCAAUGAACUGCACAGAGCUGAGUUAUUUUAUUCGAUUGAUGACACUAGUGAAUGUGCGACUCGGAGUGUGGAUUUACGGCGGGAAGACGGCUCCGCAACUUCGCUGGUUCCUCCAUAUCCCGUUUUGAAAUGGAGAUCAGAACUGCAGUGUUUCAAAUACAAUAAACUUUCCUAAGAUCUAAAAGCAUAGUUGUAAUGGCACAAAUAUCAGAGACAGACCAGAUAAAACAGUUUAAAGAAUUUCUGGGCACAUACAAUAAACUGACUGAGCACUGCUUUAUGGAUUGUGUAAAGGACUUCACAACCAGGGAUGUAAGAACAGAAGAGGUGACCUGUUCAGAACAUUGUCUACAGAAAUAUCUGAAGAUGACCCAAAGGAUAUCAAUGCGCUUUCAGGAAUAUCAUAUUCAACAAAAUGAAGCUUUAGCAGCUAAAGCAGGACUGAUUAGCCAACCUCGAAUAUAAAAAUGGACCAAUAAUGUCAGGGCCCAAAUGAAUCAUAAGACAUUGCUGCACUAGUGGACUAAUGGUCACAUUUUAAAAUGUCCAAAACACUGGUGCCUAUUAAGAUGCAACUGAAAUGAACAUUUAGAAUCAAGAAAAGGUGGAUGGAAACAAGAAUUCAUUAUGUCUGAUGGACCAACACUUCUGGUUUAUUUUGAAAGUGAAUGGUACACCUUUGAAUUGUUUGUAAACUUAAGUCUACAGUGAUCACUGCAUUUAAGGUUCACAAUGAUGAUGGAAUAAACCUUGUUGGUGCUGAA